Messenger RNA from Verticillium nonalfalfae, 852 nucleotides. RefSeq lists its product as uncharacterized. Lineage: Eukaryota; Fungi; Ascomycota; Sordariomycetes; Glomerellales; Plectosphaerellaceae. The record is from RefSeq and is a predicted model, not a curated record. The transcript has 3 exons. Bases 1 to 852 code for a protein of 283 amino acids.
AUGCUUACCCGCGCCGUCGAGGAGCGAAGCCAGCAGACAGCCAUGCUCCAUGCUCGUGUGGCUACUCUUGAGGUUGAGAAUUCGCAGCUGCGGACACAGAAUGCCGCGCUCCAGCUCAGCUUGAUGGGGCGAGAUGCUAGCACGACACCUUCGAGUGGACUACUGAUCACGAGUCGCGAGCCCUGGGAGACAGCACCCAAGAACGCACAAUCCACGUGCCUCGCAGAUGAGAUACUGCAAGGCUUUAUUGCUUCUGUCAGGACUGACAACUUCCUAUCGGCAACGAGCAUGGUGGAAAGGGCGGCAGCGUACUCUCUGAAGCCCAAACUCUGCUCACUAAUCGAACCUGACAGGAGCACGGAGGAUGACAUUAGCAAUGUCGUAGCGGACAUAGUGCGGUCAUAUCCCGAGAUUGAGACUCUGCCAAAGCAGGUCGCUGUGUUCUGGAACAUGGCACUGCUUCUCAAGUGGAUGGUUCUCCUAGAUCAGCAGAGUUGGGAUCUGAUGCCCGAAUGGUUGCGUCCGACCCCAAGCCAACGCGAAACUCCCCACGCAGCCUGGAUCGAUCGCAUACCUUGGCCACGCGCGCGCGAAUACCUGAUCGCACACCCCGACAUCACUCUUGAUGACUGGGCUGCCCCCUACAGCUCAAGCUUUGGCGUAAGCUGGACUUACGAUCCUUCACUCGUGGUCAUAGCCUGCAUAGCGCCCGAUUCGGGCAGCACUGAGCUAUCGAUUAAUCCUGUCUACGAAGAGCACCUGCGACAACUGAGGAAUUGGACCGUGGGCGACGUUUUCCGGCAACAAUUCCCAGAAAUUUCCAAACUCGUCGACGAGGAUACUGCAUUCUGA